AUGGAAGCUGAAAGGAGCAGUCUUGGAGGUUUUUGCAGGUGCCCAUUGGAGUCUGUGAGGCAAGAAGGAGGUGGAUGGGGUGAUGGGAAGAAGAAAUGGGGGAAGAUUGAAGGUGUCCAUGGGGGUUUUCAGUUGAGGAGGUUGAAAAGGUGCAGUCUUUAUUAUUAUGGCCAGUUCUUGUUUCUGUUUCUGCUGCAAAUUUGUGGGGGUUAUUUGGUUUCAAGUCAGGGUUGGGAUGGUGUGAUUAUCACCCAGGCUGAUUUUCAGGCACUGCAAGCCUUCAAGCAGGGGUUGGUUGAUCCAAAAGGGUUCUUGAAAAGCUGGAAUGAUAGUGGGGUUGGGGCUUGUUCUGGGGAUUGGGUAGGGAUUAAGUGUGCUCAAGGUCAAGUGAUUGUGAUUCAGCUGCCAUGGAAAGGGCUGGGUGGUAAGAUUACUGACAAGAUUGGUCAGUUUCAGGCUCUCAGAAAACUCAGCCUCCAUGAUAAUGUGAUUGGUGGUUCAAUCCCAACAACUAUGGGGCUUCUGCCUAACCUCAGAGGUGUUCAGCUCUUCAAUAACAGGUUUACAGGUUCUAUCCCUGCUUCACUUGGCUUCUGUAGAAUGCUUCAAACACUUGAUCUUAGUAACAAUUCAUUUUCUGGGUCAAUCCCAGAUAGUUUAGUGAAUUCAACUAAGCUCUUUAGGCUUAAUGUUAGCUAUAAUUCUUUGUCUGGUUCAAUCCCCAGAACCCUCACUCAAUCCCCCUCCAUUAUCUUUCUUGAUCUCAAGAACAAUAACCUCUCUGGCCCUAUCCCUGAUUCCUGGGGUGGGAAUAGCCUUUCUCAGCUUAAGUUCUUGUCACUUGAUCACAAUUCUUUCUCUGGAACCAUUCCUGCUUCCAUAGGCAAGCUUAAUGAGCUUCAAGACCUUUCACUUAGUCAUAACCAUUUGAGUGGUUUUAUCCCAAAUGAUAUUGCGAAGCUUUCUAGGCUCAGAACACUCGAUCUUUCGUAUAAUUCGGUUAAUGGGAGCUUUCUUGAAAGCCUCUCGAAUCUGUCAUCUCUGGUGGUGUUGAAAUUGGAGAGCAACCAAUUGGGUGAUCAAAUCCCAGGCUCUAUAGAUAAGUUGCAGAAGUUGUCUGUUCUGAGCUUGCAGAACAACAAAUUUGGUGGUGAAAUUCCAGCUACAAUUGGGAAUAUUUCCACCCUUACAGAACUAGAUUUUUCCCAGAAUAAUUUCAGUGGAGAAAUCCCAGAAUCCCUUGAUGAUCUACCCAACCUUAAUCUCUUCAAUGUCUCCUACAACACCCUUUCUGGCCGGGUUCCUACCCGCCUUUCUCAAACAUUCAAUUCAAGUGCCUUUGCUGGUAAUCUCCAGCUCUGUGGCUACAGCCCUUCGACCCCGUGUCCUAUAACACCCGCUCCUGCUACCCCGGAAGCUCCAUCGCCCCCCGAAACUCCACAAAACCACGGUCAUAGCCUCGGUACUAAAGACAUUAUCCUCAUUGCAGCAGGAGCACUCCUCGUAAUCCUGCUCCUCCUUUGUUGCAUUCUGAUAAGUUGCUUAGUCAAGAAACGAGCCGCUUCUAAGGCAGAAAAGGACGGUCCUGGGGCCGGGGCUGCUGCCUCCUCGGGUAGGGGAGAAAAAGGCGUCCCCCCGACAGCUGGGGAAGUCGAAGCAGCUGGAGAAACAGGAGGAAAGUUAGUCCAUUUCGAUGGCCCAAUGGUGUUUGCUGCAGAUGAUCUUCUUUGUGCCACUGCAGAGAUAAUGGGGAAGAGCACCUAUGGAACAGUGUACAAAGCCACUUUGGAAGAUGGCAAUCAAGUUGCAGUGAAGAGAUUGAGGGAGAAGAUCACGAAAGGGCAAAGAGAAUUCGAGAGCGAAGUUAACAUUCUUGGGAAAAUCAGGCAUCCUAACCUUCUUGCCUUGAGAGCUUAUUACUUAGGUCCCAAAGGAGAGAAACUUCUGGUUUUCGACUACAUGGCUAAAGGGAGCCUCACAACUUAUCUUCAUGCUGCAGCUCGGGGUCCUGAUACAACAGUAGAUUGGCCGACAAGAAUGAGAAUAGCGAAAGGGAUUGCUCGGGGAUUGCUCUAUCUCCACACGAAUGCGAAUAUAAUUCAUGGAAAUCUAACAUCCAGCAACGUCUUGCUAGACGAAACCACCACUGCAAAGAUUGCAGACUAUGGCCUCUCGCGCCUGAUGACUGCUGCUGCGAAUGCAAACGUGAUUGCAACUGCAGGGGCGUUAGGAUAUCGUGCACCCGAGCUUUCGAAGCUCAAGAAGGCGAAUACAAAGACAGAUGUUUAUAGCCUUGGAGUCAUCAUCCUCGAACUCCUAACCGGGAAGUCACCCGGGGAGGCAAUGAAUGGCGUGGACUUGCCUCAAUGGGUUGCCUCGAUUGUGAAAGAGGAGUGGACUAAUGAAGUUUUCGAUUUGGAACUUAUGAGGGAUGCUUCGACGAUUGGCGAUGAACUGUUGAACACGUUGAAACUCGCCCUGCAUUGCGUGGACCCUUCGCCUUCGGCUCGCCCUGAAGUUCAGUUAGUUCUUCAACAGCUCGAAGAAAUUAAACCCGAAACUGCAUCCAGUUCGGGCGACGAUGGUGCAACAGCAGCAGCAGCAGCUCCUACAAGUGAUUAGAGGCGAAUACUAUGAUCUAUGAUUGAGGUGUUAGGAUGACACUAUUCUUUCAUUCUUGAAUUUUUUGUGUUGCUCAUUUCAGUUCUUUUCUCUAGUACUUUGCUGUGUACAUAUGUGUGUGAUUCUUUUGAAGGUUAAAACAGAAAUGGAAUCCUACCAAUUCCAUGUUUUCUAUAAUAGAUGAAGC
Ipomoea nil (Japanese morning glory) is the source of this 2809-nucleotide messenger RNA. RefSeq names its product probably inactive leucine-rich repeat receptor-like protein kinase IMK2. The record is from RefSeq and is a predicted model, not a curated record. NCBI's taxonomy places the organism in Eukaryota, Viridiplantae, Streptophyta, Magnoliopsida, Solanales, Convolvulaceae. The coding region runs from base 1 to 2622 and encodes 873 amino acids. Gene Ontology annotation, molecular function: ATP binding; protein kinase activity; protein binding. The transcript has 2 exons. Gene Ontology annotation, biological process: protein phosphorylation.